AUCCUUCAAGCUACAUAACCACCACUCGUUUCAAAAGGAUUCAGAUCAAGUAUUCCACAAUUAACAACCACCAAUACAAUGUGGACUUGAUCACUUGAAGAAAAGGAAAAAAUCUCACCAAAUAGAAUGUGCAAUCACCUUGUCUACCAACAGCCACUACUCCUCCUUACACCACCACAGUCCAUGGCCACAGGCUAAAUUGUUAUUAUUAGUAUUAUUCUAUUCAACAAUCCGCAUAUUCGCUCUUACGUUUAUAUCCGAAAACACAAACUAUGACUACUUCUUCUUACUGUUUUUCCUCUACUAGAAACCCAAUUACACAUUCAAGUUUCUUGUUUCUUAAUUCAAACCUUUAUCUACCAAAACACAGAAAUCAUGCUGCUUUCACUCAAGAGCCAAAAAAAGAUUUGGUUUUGAGCAUACCCAAACCGUCUUUCUCGCUUUCCAACCCGAGAAACUAUCAAAAAUCCACACCCCUUAAUGCAUCUUUAUCAGAAUCAUCUUCCAGUGAAAAUCAUGAAAAUGUUAAAGAAGAAGGUGAACUGCCUGGAAUGGCUCAGGCUUUUCACAUAUCUUCAAACACAGCUUCUGCUAUAUCAAUUUGUAUAGCAGUGGCAGCUUUGUGUUUUCCACUUGUCAUGAAAUCUUUAGCUCAAGGAAUGGGGUUAAAGAUUAAGUUGUUAUCAUAUGCAACACUUUUAUUCGGGUUUUAUAUGGCUUGGAACAUUGGUGCCAAUGAUGUGGCAAAUGCCAUGGGUACAUCGGUUGGGUCUGGGGCUUUGUCACUAAGGCAGGCCGUGUUAACGGCUGCGGUGUUGGAGUUUUCCGGGGCGUUGUUGAUGGGAAGGCAUGUGACUAGCACAAUGCAGAAAGGGAUUCUUGUUGCUAAUGUUUUUCAAGGAAAAGAUUCUCUGCUUUUUGUGGGUUUGCUGUCUUGUUUAGCAGCAGCUGGUACUUGGUUACAGGUUGCAUCAUUCUAUGGGUGGCCUGUCUCGACUACACAUUGCAUUGUAGGAUCCAUGGUUGGAUUUGGGCUCGUGUAUGGAGGACCUGGUGCAGUUUUCUGGAGCUCACUAGCGAGGGUCACAUCAUCUUGGGUUAUAUCUCCACUUAUGGGCGCAGCAGUUUCCUUCCUAGUGUACAAAUGCAUCCGCAGGUUUGUUUACAGUGCUCCAAACCCUGGGCAAGCAGCGGCUGCAGCCGCACCGAUUGCUGUUUUCGUGGGUGUCACAGCAAUAACUUUUGCAGCUUUUCCUCUUAGCAACACACUCCCUAUAGCUCUUGCCCAAGCUUUAGGAUGUGGCACACUAGGUGCGUUCAUAGUCAACAAUAUUAUCCGCAAACAGCUUGGUCACCUCCUAGACAAGGCAAAGUUGAAUCAACAAGAGCCACACGAGGAAUCAAGUCCUAAAAACAUAGGAUUUCUGUCCGAUAUCGCGGGUCCUACCGGCACCCAACUGAAAAUAGUCUAUGGCGUGUUUGGCUACAUGCAGAUUUUAUCCGCUUGCUUCAUGUCAUUUGCCCAUGGUGGAAAUGAUGUCUCCAACGCAAUCGGCCCGCUAGCUGCAGCUCUUUCCAUAUUACAAGGCGGGGUCACUGGGGGUGAAAUCAUCAUUCCAAUUGAUGUUCUUGCUUGGGGUGGAUUCGGGAUUGUUGCAGGGCUUAUGAUGUGGGGAUACAGGGUGAUUGCCACAAUUGGUAAAAAGAUCACAGAGUUGACUCCUACAAGAGGAUUUGCAGCCGAAUUUGCUGCUGCUUCAGUCGUACUAUUUGCCUCAAAACUCGGACUUCCUAUCUCAGCUACUCAUACUCUCGUGGGUGCGGUAAUGGGGGUCGGGUUCGCUAGAGGACUCAAUAGUGUGAGAGCCGAAACCGUGAGGGAAAUUGUUACCUCAUGGGUAGUUACUAUUCCAGCUGGUGCAUUGUUUGCUGUGGUCUACACAUGGCUAUUUACCAAGUUCUUGCCAAAUAUUUUUUGAGUGUACAUUAAAAGGUUCAAACUUAAACCAUUUGGAGGCUUUAAUAAACCCCGAUCACUAUCCUUUUCUUCUAUAUGAUAUCUAAUUUAUGAUUACCUAAUUGGAAAUCAUCGUUUCUAUAA
This is a messenger RNA of Erigeron canadensis, 2101 nucleotides long. Its product is annotated as inorganic phosphate transporter 2-1, chloroplastic. Gene Ontology annotation, molecular function: phosphate transmembrane transporter activity. Gene Ontology annotation, biological process: phosphate ion transmembrane transport. Gene Ontology annotation, cellular component: membrane. The coding region runs from base 273 to 1979 and encodes 568 amino acids. The transcript has 3 exons. The record is from RefSeq and is a predicted model, not a curated record. Lineage: Eukaryota; Viridiplantae; Streptophyta; Magnoliopsida; Asterales; Asteraceae.